GGCAGGCAAGCACAAAGUGGACAAGCACAAAGCAGGCAAGCACAAAGAGGGCAACACAAAGAGGGCAAGCACAAAGAGGGCAAGCACAAAGAGGCCAAGCACAAAGCAGGCAAGCACAAAGCAGACAAGCACAAAGAGGCCAAGCACAAAGCAGGCAAGCACAAAGCAGGCAAGCACAAAGCAGGUGGGCAAGCACAAGGUGGGCAAACACAAGGCAGGCAAGCACAUGAUGGGCAAGUACAAGCUGGCAAGCACAAG
Molecule: messenger RNA, 258 nt
Organism: Cetraspora pellucida
Lineage: Eukaryota; Fungi; Glomeromycota; Glomeromycetes; Diversisporales; Gigasporaceae
Source: the annotation of a GenBank genome assembly